GUUACAGCUGGGCACACUGGAAAAUAAACGAAACAGCUGUGCUGCUUGUUGACGUUUACUACUUUCAAUAAACACUGUUAAAUGCUAUAAUGGACUUGAUUAUUCUGGUGGGCAUUGCCACAGCUUUGCUGGUCGUUAUUAUCACUCUGUACUUGCUGCAGAAGAAGAAUUCAAGCACAGAAGCAAAACCUGCGGCAGCUGCUCCGCAACGUGGCGUCCCACAGCGCGCCCAGGAAGGGGUCCCGCGACGUGCCCAAAUAGCUCGUAACCAACGGAACAGACUGCGGCAGAACGCUCCGCCAGCUGCGGCAGCUCCUCAAGCAGAAGCUCCAGCGGGCUCAGACAAUGAAGAUGAACCACAUCCUGAUGGCGAAGGAGCUCGAGUUCCACAGGGCGCUGUCCUCGACGAGAAGAUGGGCGCCAAGAAGCGAGCCAAAAUGGAGGCCAAAGAGGCUAAACGAGUCCAGCGCGAACAAGAGUUGUACGAUCGUGAGCAGCGGAAGGCCAAGGAGGCUAAAGAGGAUGCUGAACGUAAACAACAGGAGGAGAUUGAGGCAGAGGCGGAGCGCAAGAAGGUCGAAGCCGAGCGCUUGGCAAAGGAAGAACGCGAGCGUAAAGAACACGAGGAGUACCUGAAAAUGAAGGCUGCUUUCAGCGUAGAAGAAGAGGGUUUCGAGGAGGGGGAUGCUGAUGAACAGGACAGUCUUCUUGCUGAUUUCAUUCAGUAUAUUAAGGACAACAAAGUUGUCGUGCUGGAAGACCUAGCCGUCGCUUUCAAACUUAAGACUCAACAGGCAAUCGACCGCAUCCAGGAGCUUCAGGCUGACGGUACCAUCACUGGCGUCAUUGACGAUCGAGGAAAAUUCAUAUAUGUUUCCGAGGAAGAAUUGGUUGCCGUCGCCAAGUUCAUUAAGCAACGCGGACGAGUCUCCAUCGCUGAACUGGCCGAGAGCAGUAAUAAUCUGAUAAACUUGACGCCAGUCUCCGCAGAGGGUAGCUCUUGAUUAGAUUUGUUAGCUAAUUAUAAAUGUAAUUUAUAUUUAGGUGCGAUCUGUUGAUAUAAUAAAAAGAACAAAGGUAAAAACAA
Molecule: messenger RNA, 1087 nt
Organism: Drosophila bipectinata
Lineage: Eukaryota; Metazoa; Arthropoda; Insecta; Diptera; Drosophilidae
Gene: Ddrgk1
Product: DDRGK domain containing 1
Source: RefSeq, a predicted model, not a curated record